CCAAUCGCUUGAGGACAGAGUGGGAAAAGGAACAAGCAGAGUUAGAGUCAGGACAAAAGAAGUUAUAUGGACCGCUUAUAUGCAUACAUUUUAAUGUUUUAGAAAAUCGUGGUGGUGGGGGGAGAAACAAUAGCGGUGAGUGUGGAUGGACUUGACGGUGUAGUUAUGGAGCCCCCUUUGAGUAAGAGGAAUCCGGCGAUAAGAUUAGCGGAUUUGGCAGCGACUCAACCUCUUCCUCAUCAGAAUAUGACAGGCUUCCCGGGGCUAGGGGGGCAUCACCCUCACUCCCACCAUGCCCACCACCACCCUGGGGAGAUGGGCAACGACCCCGGAGUGGCACUCACUCCAUUUGGACCCGAGCACAUGGCACAGACAAAUGCUCUCAAACUUAGCCCCUCUCAGCACAUUCAGAGCCAUCCCGAAGCCCAGACCGCGGCAGCGGCAGCAGCAUCCUUCACUUCUGCUCAGACCACAGUUGGUUUCCCCGUGGCUCCUCACCCCCACUCAGGCUACUCUACCAGCAGGGACUACAUCCUCAGGAGAGAACUCUCAGCCUCGGCUAUGCAUGCACUUGGCGACCAGCAUAGUUCCGCCUCCUCCCCUCAUCACCAUGGCAUGUUCAUCUCCCCAACAGGUGCUUAUGGGCACACCGAGACUGGUGCCCAUCCACUUUUCUCUGGACUCCACGACCAGGCGGCCCCAGGUGCUCACCACCACCACCAUGCCCUCAACGGGCAGAUGCGUCUGGGUCUACCGGGGGACAUCUACGGCAGGCCAGAGCACUUCGGCCACAGGCCCGAGCACUAUGGACCAUCUUCCCUUCACAGCUACAACUCCAUGAAUCUCAAUGUGAAUAUCUCUUCUGCUCCUCACGGAGCCGCGGGGGCGUUUUUGAGAUACAUGAGGCAGCCCAUAAAGCAAGAGUUAAUCUGCAAAUGGAUUGACCAGGAGCAAACUUUAAAGAAGCCCUGCUCCAAAACGUACAGCACCAUGCACGAGCUGGUCAACCAUGUCACGGUGGAGCACGUCGGGGGACCCGAGCAGAGCAGUCAUGUCUGCUUCUGGGAGGAAUGUCCGCGCGAGGGGAAAGCUUUUAAGGCGAAGUACAAACUAAUAAACCACAUCCGAGUUCACACGGGAGAGAAACCCUUCCCUUGCCCUUUCCCGGGGUGUGGGAAAGUGUUCGCACGGUCGGAGAAUCUAAAGAUUCACAAAAGGACGCACACAGGGGAGAAGCCUUUCAAGUGCGAGUUUGACGGCUGCGACAGGAAAUUCGCCAACAGCAGCGACAGGAAGAAGCACUCCCAUGUCCAUACGAGUGACAAGCCUUACUACUGCAAAGUCCGAGGGUGUGACAAGUCUUACACGCACCCUAGCUCGCUGCGAAAGCACAUGAAAGUGCACUGCAAGUCGCCCCCGCCCCCCUCUGCCAACGCUUCAUACCAUUCCUCUACGAAUCCUCUCGGCGCUCCCCUUUCGCCCGCCUCCGAACCGCACAGGAACCGGUCAGCGAACCUCUCGCCUCAGGUUACCAAUCUUAAUGAGUGGUACGUGUGCCAGGGGAGCGGGGGACCCAACCACCUCCACACCCCUUCCAGCGAUGUGCCGACGUCGGACUCAGACGACGAGGACUCAUUCAGACAUUCAGACCCGAGAACAAUGCUCUAAUGUUUACAUAAACAACUGUUCAGAAGCGAAUUGUUUUCUAAUGGGUCAGAAGUGUAAUAAGAACGAAGUGCGUGGGGACUGCACUGACUUUAAGCAUAUCAAUUGGCCUUUACGAAGAAAGAAAUAGCGCCGCAGAUGUCAGAUGAUAAUGAAGAACAACUGCCUUUAAAACGUGCCAUCUCUGUUACCUUUCAGAAAGGUGAAUGUAUCAAUAUCUCAAGAAGUCUCAAUAGAGUAAAGUUACAAUCACAAGUAUUACUUGAGAAAAAGAAAAUCAUAUCCAUAGUCAUUUUGAAAACUUUAUUAUUUAACAUAGGACCAAGAGAAGCCAGAAUGUAGACUACUGGCAACAGAAAUACAAAGUCAUCUUAAAGGAGCUUUUGAAAAACACUUGUCUACAUGGGAUGAAUUUAUAUGCAUGCAUUAUUUAACAUGAUGGUCAUAACUGAUAAAUUAUACUUAAAUUGAUAUUUUCAAUAUGAUCGCAACAUCUCUAAAUGUAACAUGUCUUGUUCACCAAUGUCCAAUCCCAGACAGAUGGUAGAGAACAGAGGUUGUUGCUCAAGCAAAGUACCUGACAUGAGACUAAUGAAAAGCCCAUGAACACUAAACAUCCCAAAAUUGUGGAAUUGCAUUACAUUUUUAUUCUGAAUACCUCACAGUAGAUGCAAGACCUAAUGUAAGCAUCCAAUUGAUUUUCCAGCACCUGCAGACAGCAAAUGACAUGUUGCGCACGACUCAAAUACGUCAGAAAUAGGAAUUAAAAUAAUAAUGGCUAACAUUCAAGUGUCUUAAAGGGUUCAAACGUAGUUUUGAGAUUAUUAGAAUGACUAUGUUUGUAUGGAGUUUUGUUAUAUUUAAGAACUAUUUAAGACUAUAUUUUAUGCAAAAAAUAAAUAAAUCACAUCAGUGUUUCACUCGUUAAAUAGUACGAGUAAGUCCUUCGAGACCCUAUGUACGCGGACAGUUUUUGUCCCUGGACGUCAGAUUUGUGUGUGUGUGUGUGUGUGUGUGUGUGUGUGU
Molecule: messenger RNA, 2691 nt
Organism: Esox lucius (northern pike)
Lineage: Eukaryota; Metazoa; Chordata; Actinopteri; Esociformes; Esocidae
Gene: zic5
Product: zic family member 5 (odd-paired homolog, Drosophila)
Exons: 2
Coding region: 166-1668 (500 amino acids)
Biological process (GO): regulation of transcription by RNA polymerase II; central nervous system development
Cellular component (GO): nucleus
Molecular function (GO): RNA polymerase II cis-regulatory region sequence-specific DNA binding; DNA-binding transcription factor activity, RNA polymerase II-specific
Source: RefSeq, a predicted model, not a curated record